Carassius auratus (goldfish) is the source of this 2223-nucleotide messenger RNA. RefSeq names its product serine/threonine-protein kinase STK11-like. Bases 452 to 1771 code for a protein of 439 amino acids. Gene Ontology annotation, cellular component: cytoplasm. Gene Ontology annotation, molecular function: protein kinase activator activity; ATP binding; protein serine/threonine kinase activity. Gene Ontology annotation, biological process: glucose homeostasis; regulation of cell growth; protein phosphorylation. NCBI's taxonomy places the organism in Eukaryota, Metazoa, Chordata, Actinopteri, Cypriniformes, Cyprinidae. The transcript has 11 exons. The record is from RefSeq and is a predicted model, not a curated record.
CGCAUGCGCAGUGCAAGGGGAGGGAGGUAAACAAGAUGGCGGCAGCCUUGAAGCAGCAGCAGCUGUGACGAACAGAUGCGAGAAAAUAAACGAAUCAAGAGCAGAACACGAGAAGAAACGCGAGUCUCUGAGUCUUUGAGCCGUGCUGAUGAUUACAGCCUCAGGUGGAUCUCGGUCGAGUGUUUCCGGUAAAGCUGAAGUCAGAUCAGUAAUCUUCACCAAGAGAGCGUUCAGGUGUUUCUGGGACGGAUGCGAGGUGUGGAGAUCUGCAGAGAUGUGCAGUGAUCCCAGCGUUUCACUGAUCGUUCGGAUCUGUUGCUUUCACUGAGCGAUGCUGCUUCUGCCGUUUAACAGACGUUUAUCCGUUGACUGAUCUUCCCAAUCUCUACUGCUUUGGAAUACGAAUCUUCCCGUCGGGCGUUUGGAUCGUCGGAGGGCGAGCGAGAGGAAGAUGAGUGUGGGUGGAGAGCUCCAGCAUCUGGAGUACCUGACGGAGAACGAGCUGAUGGGGAUGGACACCUUCAUCCACCGCAUCGACUCCACCGAGGUCAUCUACCAGCCCCGACGCAAGCGUGCCAAGCUGAUCGGGAAGUACCUGAUGGGAGAUCUGCUCGGGGAAGGCUCCUACGGGAAGGUCAAGGAGAUGCUGGACUCGGAGACUCUGUGUCGCAGAGCCGUUAAGAUCCUGAAGAAGAAGAAACUCCGGAGGAUUCCCAACGGAGAGGCCAAUGUGAAGAAGGAGAUUCAGCUGCUGAGACGACUACAGCACAAAAACAUCAUCCAGUUGGUGGAUGUGCUGUACAACGAUGAGAAGCAGAAGAUGUAUAUGGUGAUGGAGUAUUGUGUCUGUGGGAUGCAGGAGAUGUUGGACAGCGUUCCAGAGAAGAGAUUUCCAGUGUUUCAAGCUCACGGGUACUUCUGCCAGCUUCUGGACGGUCUUGAAUACUUGCACAGCCAGGGAAUCGUACACAAAGAUAUUAAACCAGGGAACUUGCUGCUGACCACAGACGGGGCGCUGAAGAUCUCUGACCUGGGAGUAGCAGAGGCGCUCCACCCGUUUGCGGAGGACGACACGUGUCGGACGAGUCAGGGGUCACCAGCGUUCCAGCCUCCAGAGAUCGCCAACGGCCUGGACACGUUUUCAGGGUUCAAGGUGGACAUCUGGUCUGCUGGGGUCACACUAUACAACAUCACCACGAGUCUGUACCCGUUCGAGGGGGACAACAUCUAUAAGCUAUUCGAGAACAUUGGGAAGGGGGACUACAUGGUUCCUGAGGAGUGCGGCCCGCAGCUGUCUGACCUGCUGAGAGGGAUGCUGGAAUAUGAUCCUGUCAAGAGGUUUUCAAUACAGCGCAUCAGACAACACAACUGGGUGCGUAAGAAACACCCCCCCACGGAGCCUCCGGUGCCCAUCCCCCCCAGCGCAGAGACGCGUGACCCCUGGAGGAGCCUGACGGUGAUGCCGUACCUGGAGGAUCUGCACGGUUACACUGAGGACGAGGACGAGCUCUUCGACGGAGAGGAUGACAUCAUCUACACUCAGGACUUCACUGUGCCAGGGCAAGUCCCGGAGGAUGAGGAGGAUGAGGAAGAAGAACGUGCUCCGGAGCGCACCUGUGCCGUGGCCAAACCGGUGUGUGUGAACGGGACGGAGUCGGCUGCACUGAAGCCUAAAUCCGAGCGGCGCUCCAGCUCUUCCUCCAAUCCCUCCAGGAAGGGCCUCUCCGCCGCCAGCAAGAUCCGCAAGCUUCCCACCUGCAAGCAGCAAUGACCCGCUGCACACCUGCUCCUCUGUACAGGUUUAUGUCAUUUCCCAGCAGUCAGUUUCUAGCGCUGUUUUCGACGCACACUUCUGCAGUGAUGAUGAACUCAAACACACAGUGCCAGGACUGACUUUACUUGAGAAUGCUGUAAAAGAGUGGAGACGUUUCCCACAAUCCUCCUCUGCUGCUGAGGAUCAUCCAUUCGGUUGUCGGACCGGACCGACCUUACGUUUCAUUUUAAACCCUAGUCUUUUAAUUUUCCUGCUGUUAAAGAUGCAGAUGGUUUGGUGUAAAGGAAGUAUGCUGCAGGUGAUGAUGAUGAUGAUCAAACUGAACUGCAUGCUGUGAUGUUGACGGAGAGCUGCUCGCCGCAGGACUUUGGGUUCAUUUCCCCUUUUGGUUUGUUUUUCCCGAUAAAUAUUUUUUAAAUAUUAUUUAUAUAAAACACAUCCCAACUGAA